AGAAGGAUUACGUUUGGUUUUGUGAUCUGUUCAGUGUCCUAGCCUUUUUUGGGAGGAUUUUCCCUGAUGCGCUACCUUCAAGUGCCAAUUAUACAGCCCCUGUGUUGAGGCCUCCCUGCCCACCAUUGACCCUGUUAUCCAGGUUUAAUGUCAACUCUCUGGCUCCAAAGUGGAAGGAAUUACCCCACUCUUAGUCUCCAACGAGGAAAAAAAGACGAGCAACACAGCAAAAUGCAGAGCUUGACUCGUGUGCUCUUUCAAGUCUCCUUGACUACUCUUUCUUUUUGGUGAAAUACAGGGUCCGAACUGUGUGGAUAAACCCCCCAAGGGUUUUGACAUUUCAGCUUUUCUGCCCUUGUUGUUCUUGUUUUUUUGUUUUUUUUUGUUUUUUGUUUUUCUGCUCCUCUUCUGGCUUCAGUGUUUUUUUGGAGGCAUCCCAGAUGAUGGGACCGUGUCGCUCAGGCACAUGCAGAGCCCUGGCUCUCCUGGCGCUCCUGUUCGCCUUGUGGGAAAGAGGCUGCUGGGGAUUGAAUCCCAGCUCUGGGGAUCUGGAGAAGUCCCCACACUCAGAUCCAGACUCCUGGGAGGUCCUGCACAGGCACAAACGCAGCUGGGUGUGGAACCAGUUCUUCGUAUUGGAGGAGUUCACAGGGAAUGAACCGCUCUAUGUUGGCAAGCUACACUCAGACCUGGACAAAGGCGAUGGCAAAGUGAAGUAUGUGCUAACUGGCGAGGGUGCCACCUCCAUCUUCACCAUUGAUGAAAACACGGGAGACAUCCAUGCCACAAAGCGACUCGAUCGGGAGGCCCAGGCCUACUACACCCUUGCAGCUCAGGCUGUAGACCGACUCACUAAUUUACCCGUAGAGCCAAGGUCUGAAUUUGUGGUCAAGGUCCAGGACAUCAAUGACAAUGAGCCUAAGUUUCUUGAUGGACCAUACUUGGCAGGAGUACCAGAGAUGUCACCCUUAGGAACCAUGGUAGUACAAGUGGCAGCCACAGAUGCAGAUGACCCGACCUAUGGGAACAGUGCCAGGGUCGUCUACAGCAUCGUCCACGGACAGCCAUACUUCUCAGUGGAGCCCAAAACAGGUAUCAUCAGAACAGCUCUACCCAACAUGGACCGGGAGACGAGGGACCAGUACGUGCUCGUCAUCCAGGCCAAAGACAUGGUCGGGCAGAUGGGUGGCCUCUCCGGCACCACGUCUGUCACCGUCACGCUCACCGACGUCAAUGACAACCCACCUCGCUUCACUCACAAGAGCUAUCAAUACACGGUGCUGGAGUCGCUGCCGGUGAAAUCUGUGGUGGCCAGAAUCAAAGCGGCCGAUGCAGAUAUAGGCUCCAACGCCGAGAUGGACUACCGGAUCAUGGACGGGGACGGGCCCGGCAUGUUCAACAUAACAACCGACGAUGACACACAGGAGGGGGUGAUUCUACUGCUGAAGCCUCUGGACUUUGAAACAAAGAGCAGCUUUUCUUUGAGAAUCGAGGCCACAAACAGGAAUAUUGACUCCAACUUCUUGAGCUUGGGCCCAUUUAGCGACACGACAUCAGUCAAAGUGACCGUGGAGGACGUGAACGAGCCGCCCAUGUUCUCCUCGCCACUUAGCAAGAUGGUUGUUUCGGAGGACGCCAGAGUGGGCACCUCAAUUGGGAGAGUAUCUGCCCACGAUCCAGACACGUCCAACAGUGCCAUCAGGUACUCCAUCGAUAGGAACACAGACCUGGAGCGCUUCUUCAACGUGGACGCUCUGAGUGGGAUCAUCAGCACAGCCAAGCCUCUGGACCGAGAGGCCAACUCGGUCCAUAAUCUCACCAUCUUUGCCAUCGAGAGCCAGGAUCCAACCCAAAUCGGAAAAGGCGUCACUCUCAUCACAGUCACGGACAUAAAUGACAACGCCCCGGUUUUCGCCAUAGACUAUGAAACUCUCCUCUGCGAAAACGCCAGGCCAGGACAGGUGAUCCAGACCAUCAGCGCUGUGGAUAAGGACGAACCCCUCAGCGGACACCGGUUUUACUUUGCCCUCGCUGCAUCUGCUGCUGGCAACCUCAACUUUACUCUGCGAGACAACAAAGACAACACGGCGUCCAUACUGACAAAGCGCGGUGGAUUCGGGAGACGGGAGCAGCCUGUGUAUCAGCUGCCCGUGCUGAUCAUGGACAGUGGGAGUCCUGCCCUCAGCAGCACCAACACACUGUCGGUGCGCGUGUGUGACUGCGACUCGGAUGGCGUGGCCUUGUCUUGUGGAGCCGUGGCCUACACAGCGACGGGCCUGAGCACCGGCGCCCUCUUGGCUAUUUUGGGAUGCAUCAUUACACUGCUGGGUAAGAUCCACGUCACCUUGGUGUCAGAGAUACACGUCCAUAUUGUUCUUAAAGAAAAACGGGAAGAUGUGGUCAACUAA
Solea senegalensis (Senegalese sole) is the source of this 2408-nucleotide messenger RNA. Its product is annotated as cadherin-7-like. The record is from RefSeq and is a predicted model, not a curated record. NCBI's taxonomy places the organism in Eukaryota, Metazoa, Chordata, Actinopteri, Pleuronectiformes, Soleidae. Gene Ontology annotation, biological process: multicellular organism development; adherens junction organization; cell morphogenesis. The transcript is spliced from 12 exons. Bases 441 to 2408 code for a protein of 655 amino acids. Gene Ontology annotation, cellular component: plasma membrane; adherens junction; catenin complex. Gene Ontology annotation, molecular function: calcium ion binding; cadherin binding.